Lactuca virosa is the source of this 279-nucleotide messenger RNA. The record is from the annotation of a GenBank genome assembly. NCBI's taxonomy places the organism in Eukaryota, Viridiplantae, Streptophyta, Magnoliopsida, Asterales, Asteraceae.
AUGCCAAUGCCGAGAGAAGUGUUGAGGUUCAAGUGUCCAGAACCUGUGCCAGCCCAUCCCGCAUCAAGGAACGAGCAUCCCGAGCCUAGUCAGCCUCGACCCCCAGUCAUAGGGAUGCCUUAUAUGCAGGUGGUGGAUGCGUUGUGUGGUUAUACAAACUCCGCCAGGAGGACGACAAUCGCUGGAGGGCUAGCAUUGAUUCUGGCAGUUGCUAUCGCUGGAGGGCUAGCAUUGAUUCUGGCAGUUGCUCUUGUCUGGGUGAUUGUGUUUUGGGGUUGA